AAGCACCGCGUAGGCCAGCUGGCCGGAUCCCGCCGUCUGUCAUGGCGGCCCCCAUCCUGAAAGAUGUAGUGGCCUAUGUUGAAGUGUGGUCAUCCAAUGGAACAGAAAAUUAUUCAAAGACAUUUACAACACAGCUUGUGGAUAUGGGGGCAAAGGUUUCAAAAACUUUUAACAAACAAGUAACUCACGUUAUCUUCAAAGAUGGCUACCAGAGCACUUGGGACAAAGCUCAGAAGAGAGGCGUAAAGCUCGUUUCGGUGCUCUGGGUGGAAAAAUGCAGGACAGCUGGAGCACACAUUGAUGAAUCAUUGUUCCCUGCAGCUAAUAUGAAUGAACACUUAUCAAGCCUAAUUAAAAAAAAACGUAAAUGUAUGCAGCCCAAAGAUUUUAAUUUUAAAACACCAGAAAAUGAUAAGAGAUUUCAGAAGAAAUUUGAGAAAAUGGCUAAAGAGCUACAAAGGCAAAAAACAAAUCUAGAUGAUGAUGUACCUAUUCUCUUAUUUGAAUCUAAUGGUUCAUUAAUAUAUACUCCCACAAUUGAAAUUAAUAGUAGGCACCACAGCGCAAUGGAGAAGAGAUUACAAGAGAUGAAGGAGAAAAGGGAAAAUCUUUCCCCCACCUCUUCCCAAAUGAUUCAGCAGUCUCAUGAUAAUCCAAGUAACUCUCUGUGUGAAGCACCUUUGAACAUUUCACGUGAUACUUUGUGUUCAGAUGAAUACUUUGCUGGUGGCUUACACUCAUCUUUUGAUGAUCUUUGUGGAAACUCAGGAUGUGGAAAUCAGGAAAGGAAGUUGGAAGGAUCCAUUAAUGACAUUAAAAGUGAUGUGUGUAUUUCUUCACUUGUAUUGAAAGCAAAUAAUAUUCAUUCAUCACCAUCUUUCACUCACCUCGAUAAAUCAAGUCCUCAGAAAUUUCUGAGUAAUCUUUCAAAGGAAGAAAUAAACUUGCAAAGAAAUAUUGCAGGUAAAGUAGUCACCCCUGACCAAAAGCAGGCUGCAGGUAUGUCUCAGGAGACGUUUGAAGAGAAGUAUCGUUUGUCUCCUACCUUAUCUUCAACAAAAGGCCACCUUUUGAUACAUUCAAGACCCAGGAGUUCCUCAGUAAAGAGAAAAAGAGUAUCACAUGGCUCCCAUUCACCUCCGAAGGAAAAAUGCAAGAGAAAGAGGAGCACCAGGAGAUCUAUCAUGCCGAGGCUGCAGCUGUGCAGGUCGGAAGACAGGCUGCAGCACGUGGCGGGACCUGCCCUGGAGGCUCUUAGCUGUGGGGAGUCUUCAUAUGAUGACUAUUUUUCACCUGAUAAUCUUAAGGAAAGGUAUUCAGAGAAUCUUCCUCCUGAAUCUCAGCUGCCAUCAAGCCCUGCUCAGUUGAGCUGCAGAAGUCUUUCUAAGAAGGAGAGAACAAGCAUAUUUGAAAUGUCUGAUUUUUCCUGCGUUGGCAAAAAAACCAGAACAGUUGACAUUACCAAUUUCACAGCAAAAACCAUCUCCAGUCCUCGGAAAACUGGAAAUGGUGAAGGCCGUGCAACUUCGAGUUGCGUGACUUCUGCCCCUGAAGAAGCCCUAAGGUGUUGUAGACAGGCUGGGAAAGAAGACGCAUGCCCAGAGGGAAAUGGCUUUUCUUACACCAUUGAGGACCCUGCUCUUCCAAAAGGACAUGAUGAUGAUUUAACUCCUUUGGAAGGAAGCCUUGAAGAAAUGAAAGAAGCGGUUGGUCUGAAAAGCACACAGAACAAAGGUACCACUUCCAAAAUAUCAAACUCCUCUGAAGGCGAAGCCCAGAGUGAACAUGAGCCAUGUUUUAUAGUUGACUGUAACAUGGAGACGUCUACAGAAGAGAAGGAAAACUUACCCGGAGGAUACAGUGGAAGUGUUAAAAAUAGACCAACAAGGCAUGAUGUUUUAGAUGACUCAUGUGACGGCUUUAAGGACCUCAUCAAACCUCAUGAGGAAUUGAAGAAAAGUGGGAGAGGCAAAAAGCCAACAAGAACAUUAGUCAUGACAAGCAUGCCAUCUGAAAAGCAGAAUGUCGUCAUCCAGGUUGUGGAUAAAUUGAAAGGCUUUUCAAUUGCACCAGACGUCUGUGAGACCACGACUCACGUGCUUUCCGGGAAGCCACUUCGCACCCUGAAUGUGCUGCUGGGAAUUGCGCGUGGCUGCUGGGUUCUCUCUUAUGAUUGGGUGCUAUGGUCUUUAGAAUUGGGUCACUGGAUUUCUGAGGAGCCGUUCGAACUGUCUCACCACUUCCCUGCAGCUCCCCUGUGCCGAAGCGAGUGCCACUUGUCUGCAGGGCCGUACCGCGGAACCCUCUUUGCCGACCAGCCAGCGAUGUUUGUCUCGCCUGCCAGCAGCCCCCCAGUGGCCAAGCUCUGUGAACUAGUCCACCUGUGCGGAGGCCGGGUCAGCCAAGUCCCCCGCCAGGCCAGCAUCGUCAUCGGGCCCUACAGCGGAAAGAAGAAAGCCACAGUCAAGUAUCUGUCUGAGAAAUGGGUCUUAGAUGGAGUCUCGCUGUGUCACCAGGCUGGAGUGUGCAGUGAUGAGAUCUCAGCUCACUGCAACCUUCACCUCCUGGGUUCAAGUGAUUCUUCUGCCUCAGCCUUCCCAGUAGCUGGAAUUACAGGCCCCGCCACCAUGCCCAGAUUCCAUCACCCAGCACAAGGUCUGUGCCCCUGAAAACUACCUAUUGUCACAAUGACAGUGACCUCACUGGCCUGUGGUGACUGCACACAGCUCGCAAAACUGUCUUUGGAUGUUCAAAUGAGAAACAAAACUGUGAAGAGAAGGAACUGGCGUAUACAAGAUGACUUCUGAUAUCAUGUUUGCCAUGUGUUGUGGUUCUUAAGAACUCAUAGGUGACUUUCUGAUGACUGAAUGUCUGUUUCAGAGACGCUUCGGGCCUUUUUAUUUUUAUUUUAUUUUUUAUUUUUUGAGACGGAGUCCUGCCCUGUUUCCCAGGCUGGAGUGCAAUGGCACAAUCUCGGCUCACUGCAACCUCCACCUCCCAGGUUCAAGCGAUUCUGCUGCCUCAGCCUCCUGAGUAGCUGGGAUUACAGAUGUGUGCCACCAUGCCUGGCUAAUUUUUGUAGUUUUAGUAGAGACAGGGUUUCGCCAUGUUGGCCAGGCUGGUCUCAAACGCCUGAGCUCAGGUGAUCUGUCAGGCCUCUUCUAUAGAAUUCCAGUCUUUGUGUCUUAGUCAUGAUCAUAAUUGAAAGGUCACAGAACCUUUGUCAUUAGAGCACAGUACUGCCAAAUAAAGAAUGGAAAUUCAAUGACAUUGUUUUAUUACUGAGAACAACUAGAGAACUCUGCAAGUUUCUUGGCUUAGACUCGAUCUUUAUUAAUACAUUAUCUAUUAGGUAGGAAAGACAUUUGUCAGCUAUUAAGGUGACUUUUAUCUAGCGGAGAUUCCUCUCUUAAAGUAAUGAAAGGAGAUAGGUAUGGGGGGUGUUAUACAGGAUAAUUGGUGACAUCUGAGUGUCUUACUUCUGCAAGCCUGCUUUAUGGUGAGCAAAGCAUCACCAGCAAGUGAUCACAAUGUCCACUGGCCGCUUUUUGCCUGCCGUCCUCGAGAUGAAAUUGGCAGUUGGGGCUGAUUCACAGAAACACCGAUUUGUGGCUGAGCACGGUGGCUCACACCUGUCAUCCCAGCCCUUUGGGAGGCUGAGGUGGACAGAUCACUUGAGGUCAGGAGUUCGAGACCAGCCUGACCAACGCAGCAAAACCCAUCUCUACUAAAAAUACAAAAAUCAGCUGGGUGUGGUGGCACACACCUGUGGUCCCAGCUCCUCAGGAGUCUGAGGCAGAAGAAUCGCUUGAACCCAAGAGGCAGAGGUUGCAGUGAGCCAAGGUUGCAGUGAAUCAAGAUUGCUCCACUGCACUCCAGCCUGGGCAACAGAGUAACUCUCCUUCUCAAAUAAAUAAAUAAAUAAAUAAGAAACACUGAUGUGUCUGUCACCUUCUAAAGAAAUGAAAUGCUAGGAAGUCCUAGCCAGAGUGAUCAGGCAAGAAUAAGCCAUAAAAGGCAUCCAAAUAGGAAAAGAAGUCAAACUGUCUCUCUUCACUGCCGAUAUGAUUCUAUACCUAGAAAACCCUAAAGACUCUGCCAAAAGGCUCCUGGAACCGAUAAAUGACUUAAGUAAAGUUUCAGGAUAGUAAAUCCAUGUACAAAAAUCAGCAUUUCCAAACACAGUAACAUUCAAGCUGAGCACCAAAUCAAGAACGCAAUCCCAUUUCCAAUAGCCACGGAAUGAAAUACCUAGGAACACGUAUAACCAAGGAGGCAAAGGAUCUCUACAAGGAGAACCAUAAACGAGAUGCUGAGUCCCAGCGAGGUCGGAGGUGCCACUGAGCCCUCAUCGUGGUGCCGUUCCCGCUCUGGGUUAUUUAUCUGUUGCUCAUCUCAGCUGUUGUUCCUACCUCAAAUUUCAAGUCCCUCAACAAAUAUAACAGAACCACUUCUAGAAUGAACCUUUGAGAAGGGAGGUAGCAGUGCAUUGUAUAGGAAUUGGCAUUCUAUAGAAAACCACAGAAACUGGAAAUAAUGAAGGGUUGUCUCUUGGUUUUAAAAUAAUGUAUACACCUAAAUCAUCCCCUUAUGAUACUCAUCCUCUAACAGCAAUUGAACUUCAAUACAAUGAGUCAUUCCUGAGUUCACUCGCUUCACAUUACAUAUGUUUCUCUAUAACCACAAGCAUCCUGGCUUGGUAGUGCUCCCACAGCACCAAAAAUCCCUGAGGAGGCUGACAAACAUUGUGCUGACUCAUGCUGGAGACAAGCCACAGAGAACUUCCAUCCCCCACCACAUCAGCCACGGAGCCAGCCCAGCCUCUGCCCACCCAGGCCUCAGUCCCCAGUGUUAAGUUCUGAUCCCUGAUGCUGGCCUGCCAGUGGCCAGUCAAGAUUCUCUUUCUGAAAGCUAGUAUUUUAUGAGGACUGACUGUUGCUAGACAUUACACUAAGCACAUUAUAUGUUGUACUUCAUUUUACCCUUUCAACAAUCCUAUUAGUAGCUUACUGUGGGUCUGCAAAGCCUUACUCAAAACAUAUAGGGCUAGAGGUUCUCAGGAUUCUGAAUUUUAAAAAAAAUUUGUAAAGGCUUAUGGCUCUCACCACUGUUAUUCAACGUUGCAUUAAAGUUUCUACCCAGAGAAGGCAAUAAAAGGAAAUUAAAGCUAUACAGAUUGGAAGUGAAGAAAUAAAAGUCUUUAUUCUCAAGAAUACAAGACACUAUGUAUAGAAAUUGUAAGGAAUGCAAAAAAAAAAAAAAAAAAAAGCCCUACAAGAACUUAUAACAAGUUUAGCAAGAUUGCAAUAUACAAUCUUGCAAUCUUCCUAAAGAUUAUAUACAAACCUAACAGAAUUGUAUUUAUAUAUACUGUCAAUAAGCAAUUCAAAAUGAAAUUAAGACCACGAUUCCAUUUAAAAUUGCAUCUAAAAAUAAACAAAAUAGGAAUAGACUUGGCAACAGUUGUAACAUCUGUAUACUGAAACCUGUAAAACAUUGCUGAAAGAAGUUAAAGACUUCUUUAAAUAGAGACAUAUACAAAGUUCAUAGAUUAGAAGAUGCAAUAUUGUUAAGAUGAUAGUCCUCAAAUUGACGUAUAGAUUCAAUGCAAUCCAUUAAAAUCUCAGAUGGCUUUUUAUAGAAUUUGAAAAGCUGAUGCUAAAUCUUUUAUGAAAAUGCAAAGAACCUCUAGUAGACAAAACAAUUUUUUUAAGAGCAAAGUUGGAGGAUUUAUAGAACCUGAUUCCAAAACUGUCAGUAAAACUACAAUAAUUACAAAGUAUCAGCCAGGUGCCGUGGCUCACAUCUGUAAUACCAGCUCUCUGGGAGGCUGAGGCGGGUGGAUCACUUGAAGUCGGGAGUUUAAGACCAGCCUGGCCAACUUGGUGAAACCUUGUCUCUACUAGAAAUACAAAAAAUUAGCCAGGCAUGAUGGCACACACCUGUAAUCUCAGUUACUCAGGAGGCUGAAGCAGAAUAGCUUGAACCCAAGAGAGUCCAGCUCAAAAACAACAACAAGAACAAAAGUAUCACAUUGGCAUAAGAAUAGACAUGUAAAUCAAAUAACAAAAUAGAGAAUUCAGGUAUAAAUCUUCAUAUUUAUGGCUGAUUGACUUUGAACAAAGGUGACGAGGCAAGUCAGUAUAGCAGCAUAUUCUUUUCAACAAAUGGUGCUGGCAGAAGAAAAAAAAAGUACUUGGAUCCUUACCUCACACCAUGCACAAAAAUUAGCUCAACGUGGACUAUAUCAGGGUUUCUCAACAUCAGCAGUGUUGGCGUUUGCUGGGGUGGAUAAUUCUUUCCUGUGGAGAGCUGUCCUGUGCACUGUAGAAUGUUUAGCUGCAUCCUGGCCUCUGCCUAUUAGAUGCCAGUGGCAUCCCUCCCCUGACACACACCUAGUUUUGACAAUCUCUGUCUCCAGAUAUUCCCAAAUGUGCCCUGGAGAGCAAAACUGUUUCCAGUUGAGAACCAUUGACCUAAUGUAAAAAAUAAAAUGUACAGAAGAAAGCAUAGCAGGAAAUCAUUCUGACCUCAGGUUAGGCAAAGCUUUCUUAGAUAUGACACUAAAGGCAUAAUUCAUUAAAAAAAUAAGUUGGGCUUUGUCAAAAUUUUAAGUUUUGCUCUUCUGAAGAAACCAUUAAAAAAAAAUGAAAAGACAAGCCACAGACUAUGAAAAAAUACUUGCAAAUCAUAUAUCUGAUAAAGGACUUGUACCCAGACCAUGUAAAGAACUCAUAACUCAUUAAUAAAAGGAUAAAGAAAAAGCUGAAGACAAUUCAUGCAAGAAGAUAUACAAAUAUUAAGCACAUUAAAAUGCUCAAUAUUAUUAGUCACUAGGGAAAUACAAAUUAAAGGCCCAAUGAAAUACCUAUUACACACCCAUUAGAAUGACUGUAAACAACAAGACUGAUAAUUCCAACAUCUGACCAAGAUAUGGAGAAACUAGAACUCUCCUACAUUGCUGGCAUGAGUGCAAAAUGAUACAGCCACUUUGAAACACCAUUUGGCAGUUGCUUAAAAAAUUGAACAUUCAACUACCAUAUGACCCAGCAAUUUCACUCUCAGGUAUAUAACCAAAAUACAUGAAAACAUGGAUCUGCACAAGGUCUUGUAUACAAAUGUUCAUAGCAACAUUAUUCAUAAUAACCAAAAAUUAGCCCAUCAACUGAAAAGUAGAUAAACAAAAUGUAUAUCCACACCAUGGAACGCUACUCAGCAAACUUCUAAAAAGCAACAAACUACUAAACACGUGCAACAACAUGAAUGAGCCUCAGAAACAUAAGUGAAAGAGGUCAGACACAAAAGACUACAAAUUGUAAGAUUCCAUUUAGAUACCAUUUCUACAAACCGCAAAACUGUAGAGGCACGAAACAGAUUCAUGGUCUGCUGCAGCUGGGGAUGGGAGUGGGAACAGAGAGCAAACAUUUUGGGAUGAUGGAAACAUUCUAAAACUGGAUUGUGAUUUUGGUUACACAACUGUAUACAUUUACUAAAAUCAAUGAACAGAACACUUUUAAUGGGUAAGCCUUAAGGCAUGUGAAUUAUACACCAAUAAAGCUAUUUUUUUUAAAAAAAAGAGAGAGAGAGAACGAGAGCUACAUGGCAGCCCCAGGGCAAUAGCUCUCAGAUCUCCCUUAGAGAAAGAACUUUCUCUUCCACAGCAAUGAGUGCAGGUAGCUAACACUGACCAACCUGCAUCUGGUAGUUCAUUUAAGGUCGGCCUUGGCUUUCAAGUUAAGGCCAUGGUCUUUCUCUGCAGUCCCCAGCCAAUACGUGGGCACAGAAAGGCACAGGGCAUGGCUGAUUCAGCCCAACAUGAGGCUCCACACCCUAGAACUCCCUGUGGAGUUGGCCGAUACUGCCUGUGACCUGCAAUGUGGUCUAAGCUGUCAGACCUCCACAGUGGCCAGAAGGUUUUCCAUACCUGAGCCUGCUUCUACCCACUUUUAUUUUUCCCAGGAGUCACGCUUAGUCAUCUCUUGCUCUUUGAACUCCAUGUCUGUAUCAGCUACCCAGAGGACCCAUCAGACAGAAAGUAAUAUGCAGAUAACAGCCCAGGGGAAUCUGGGCAGCACUGUGAAACCAACAUUUCUUCAGUGAAACCUAGAACAAAAGUGGAAUAAAUAAAAACUAACUGUCUCAUUUCAGCA
This is a messenger RNA of Homo sapiens (human), 8150 nucleotides long. It is a transcript of the gene MCPH1, whose product is annotated as microcephalin 1. Bases 42 to 2669 code for a protein of 875 amino acids. Lineage: Eukaryota; Metazoa; Chordata; Mammalia; Primates; Hominidae. The transcript is spliced from 15 exons. The record is from RefSeq and is marked reviewed. Gene Ontology annotation, cellular component: centrosome. Gene Ontology annotation, biological process: regulation of gene expression; cerebral cortex development.